This is a messenger RNA of Siniperca chuatsi (mandarin fish), 7488 nucleotides long. RefSeq names its product potassium/sodium hyperpolarization-activated cyclic nucleotide-gated channel 1-like. Bases 1501 to 6018 code for a protein of 1505 amino acids. The record is from RefSeq and is a predicted model, not a curated record. Gene Ontology annotation, molecular function: monoatomic ion channel activity. Gene Ontology annotation, cellular component: membrane. Lineage: Eukaryota; Metazoa; Chordata; Actinopteri; Centrarchiformes; Sinipercidae. The transcript is spliced from 9 exons. Gene Ontology annotation, biological process: transmembrane transport; monoatomic ion transport.
GGGAUGCGUGCGUCUUGCGCCGGCCGGGCAUGCGGCCUUGGGGGACGGAUGAUGGGGAUGCGGAUGCCAUGGCAACAGGCCGAUUAGAUCCAGACCUUUAUAUGCACAUUUAUUUAUUUAAUAUUUCAUUUGCAUGCGCUGCGCACCACUGAGGACGUGCCGGCUCGACCUCUGAGUGUCGAGUCAGAAGGAGAAGUGAAUUUCAGCUUUAAACUGGACACAAUCGGCUCUGAAUAGUCUAUGAAUGAGCUGCCACCUUAAACGCUCAACAAGUUGUUUUAUUUUUUAAGGAGGCUUUUGAAUUCAUCAGAGCGCACCGUUUCACCGCGUGGAGCGGCUCCUUCUACUGAAAUAUAGAGCCUAUCCAUCUGUCCUCGGUGCCACAAGGGGCGAAAGGACACCGCCUGUAGUCUGGACACAGUGUCAUUGAAAGUCGGCAGAAGUGGGAAUAGAUGGUUGAUGAGAGAACUCGGGCGUCAGACUCUGAACACCUGACCAAGUUAAUUCCGGCAUCAGUUUUACAAAACAGCCCUGUUGUCUCUCAUCUGAGCUGUCUGAGAGCUUCAGUCACUGGCAGGCAACAUUUCGGCGCGCCUUCCAUCAUGAUGAGUGGUUUUUUCGCUCGGUUACUGAAAAUGACAACGUGCCGCGGAUUCCGUGAAAACAUGGGCUAGAUUUGGGGUAAAAUGACUUGCUUUGACUUCUUUUGUCUCCCUGUCGGUCUGUUUUUUUUGUGUGCGUGUUUCUGGUGCGUGUCAGAAUGAAUCAGUGCGCCUCGGAGUGUGAGCGCCCGUGUGUGCCUAUUAUGUGCGUCCCUUAUGUCCAUUAACAACACAUCCCUCCUGACAGAGGAUCAAGUGUCCUUGUCAUUCAUCCUCUGGUGAAUGUCCCCCACUCUGCCACCUUACCGCUCAAAUCAUCUCUUACAUAAUGAUAUAUGUAGAAAAUAGCAAAAUUGGGUGAGCUGCAUGGACAUAUAGGCUACACAGACAGGACACCGACGGCCAAUGAGCGGCGAGCUCCGUUAUCUACAAAAGACCGGGAAUCCGGUGCCAGUAUGACCGGCGUCGGAACGUUGAGGGCGGCUGAGGAGAGGAGAGGGAGGGCCUCGGGGGGAGAGCAACGUUUCAAGGACGAGGAAGGAGGAACGAUACAGAAACAUCUUUAAGGACAAAAGAGACUCUUUAAGAGAAGAGGAAAAGUGAAGCUGCUGGCGUCACACCGGCUGGGUGAAGGAUUUAAUGUCUGGAUGGAGCUUUUUCCAAGGGCACUGAGGUAAGCAUGGCCAUAUCGGCGGAGAGAGGGCGGAGGUGUGAGCUGACGGCUCCAGAGAAAUGACUAGAGAUACAGAGACCACUUCUUCUUCUUCUUCAAUUUAACAUUCAGACUGGCAUUGACAUUCUCACUAAUGUAAUCUAGACAAGUCGACUAUACACUAAACAGUAGUUUUCCUGGUUCUAUUCACCCUCCCCUCACCCUCCUCCUCCUCCCUGAGCUGGGAUGGAUGGGGUGGCUGGAGGCGUGGGUACCCCCAGUAGUGCUGGGGGGUCUGCGGGUGACAGCCUCCCCAGACGUAGCGGAGGGGACUCUAACCGGCGCAGUAAGGGCAGCCUGCCCUCCCCGGGCUACAGGCUAUCCCAGGCCUCACUGGAAGGCGAAAGGGGCUCCUUCGGGGCAGACAACACUUCCUUGGGUGGACGCGGCCGUCGCCUCUCCAUCAUGAGCUCCUCCACCAGGGACGGCCUUCCCUUCCGCACAGCAGGCACCCCAACCACCCCGGUGCCACUGCCGCCUCCGCCGCCCUCCUCCUCUGCCACAGCCCAUCCACCUCCGCGCUCUGUGGGCUUUGCCGCGUCCCGCGCCGCUCUGGCCUCCACCUCCUCCACCGGGACCGGAGUGAUGGUGGUGGCCACCGGCCUAGAGACCACCACCACCACGACCUGCAACACCACCGCAGCAGGGACCCCUGAGAUGAUGGGUCCGUCUGGAAUGGGUUUGUUUGGCAUGGGGCUGGACGGGGAGGACUACAGCACCUCCAACCAGAGCACCUUCAUCCAGAGACAGUUUGGAGCCAUGCUUCAGCCUGGGGUCAACAAGUUCAGCCUGCGCAUGUUUGGAUCCCACAAAGCUGUGGCACUGGAGCAGGAAAGACUGAAAUCAGCAGGGGCGUGGAUCAUACACCCCUACAGUGACUUCAGAUUCUACUGGGACCUGUUGAUGUUAAUGUUGAUGAUGGGGAACUUAAUCAUCCUGCCAGUGGGCAUCACUUUCUUUAGAGAUGAGAACACACCCUCGUGGAUCAUCUUCAACGUGGUCUCUGACACUCUCUUCAUGGUCGACUUGGUUCUCAACUUCAGGACUGGCAUCAUCAAGGAAGACAACACUGAGAUAUUACUGGACCCGAGGGCAAUCCGCCAGAAGUACCUGAAGACCUGGUUCUCUGUGGACUUUGUUUCAUCCAUCCCGGUGGACUACAUCUUCCUGAUGGUGGACAGUCUCGACUCAGAGGUCUACAGGACAGCCAGGGCGCUGCGCAUCGUCCGCUUCACCAAAAUCUUGAGCUUGCUUCGACUGCUCCGCUUGUCCAGACUCAUCCGUUACAUCCACCAGUGGGAAGAGAUCUUCCAUAUGACCUAUGACCUUGCCAGUGCCAUGGUGAGGAUAGUUAACCUGAUUGGCAUGAUGCUGCUGCUGUGCCACUGGGACGGCUGUCUCCAGUUCCUGGUCCCCAUGCUGCAGGACUUCCCUCCUGACUGCUGGGUUUCCAAGAACCUGAUGGUGAAUGACACAUGGGGCUGGCAGUACUCCUAUGCUCUAUUCAAAGCCAUGAGCCACAUGUUGUGUAUUGGGUACGGUGCCCAGGCUCCAGAAGGGAUGACUGAUGUGUGGCUCACCAUGCUCAGUAUGAUUGUAGGGGCCACCUGCUAUGCCAUGUUCAUCGGCCACGCCACUGCUCUCAUCCAGUCACUGGACUCCUCACGACGACAGUACCAGGAAAAGUACAAGCAGGUGGAGCAGUACAUGUCGUUCCAUAAGCUUCCUGCAGAUGUUCGGCAAAAGAUCCAUGAGUACUAUGAGCAUCGCUUCCAGGGGAAAAUGUUCGAUGAGGAGAACAUCCUGGGAGAACUCAGUGAGCCACUUAAAGAGGAGAUAGUCAGCUUUAACUGCCGCAGCCUGGUGGCUAACAUGCCGCUGUUUGCCAACGCUGAUCCCAACUUUGUGACUGCUGUGCUGACCAAGCUCCGCUUUGAAGUGUUUCAGCCUUCAGACUUCAUCAUCCGCGAGGGCACUGUUGGACGGAAGAUGUACUUCAUCCAGCAUGGACGAGUCAGUGUGCUGACCCGUGGCAACAAGGAAACCAAGCUGAGCGAUGGGUCUUACUUUGGUGAGAUCUGUUUGUUGACUCGCGGACGGAGGACAGCCAGCGUCCGUGCAGAUACAUACUGUCGUCUGUACUCUCUAAGUGUGGACAGCUUUAAUGAGGUGCUGGAGGAACACCCAAUGAUGCGGCGUGCCUUCGAAACUGUUGCUGUUGACCGAUUGGACCGUAUCGGCAGGAAGAACUCCAUGCUCCUACGGAAGUCAUCCCAGGUUGGUUCUCUGGGUGGCAGUAUGGGUCGUGGUGGAGGCCGGGGUGGAGGAGGUCCUGGAGCUGGAGGAGGCCUGGCAGCAAGUGCUCUGGGUUCCUGUGACAGCAUGCUGGUGCAGCAGAUUGUCAAACACGACAGCAUGCCGGCCAUGCAGGAUGCCAUUGCGGCUGCUGCUGCUGCAGGGAGAGGCGGAGUCAUGGGAGGAAGUGGCACGGUGUCUCCACGGCCACGCCCGGUCAUCUGGGCACCGCUGGUUCAUGCCCCCCUGCAGACUGCAGCUGCCACCAGUAAUGUAGCCAUCGCCCUCAUGCACCAGCAGCAGCAACAACAGCAGCAGCUUCAGCAGUUUCAGCAGCAGCAUGCACUUGGAGGUGCUUUCUUCCUGCCCUCCCCUCUUGUCUCUCCCUCUCCCUCCUCCUCUUUCCCUCUGUCUCCUCCUCGUGCUCCUGUGUUACAGCCUCUCCGCCCCUCUGUGAGCUCUCUCAUCGGGAUGAUGACGAUGGGAGGGAUGGGUAGUUUGUCCCCAAGAGGAGGAUUUCCUGCCUCUCCCUCGACCAUGGGCCCUCCUGGUGGAGUCACAUCACCCCCUAUUGCUAAAACUCCAUCCACACAAGCCUCCUCUGUCCAACAAGGAAGGACUCUUCAUUACAGCCUCCGCCAACAGGCUGAUCAUCCCUCAUUGAUUGCUGGAUCACUUGGAGCCCCGACAGGUGGAGGGCCACCAACUCCACCCCUUCACAAGGUCCCUGCCACCAACGCCCCUGCUGCUUCUGGUGCAACAGAUGGCAACACUUCUGUGACGGGCCAGAAGGGAGCAAAAGAAGCUCUGUUACGUCAUGGAGGAAACAGCUGUCAGGGUCUGCCAGCACUGGGAAGACUCACCCAGGAGGCCAGGCUGCUGUCGGCCUCGCAGCCCACUUUGCCUCACCGCUCCUGGGCUGGAGUGCAGCCUCACCCUCCUUUCCACCGCAAGGCCUCUGGUGGUAAUUUGCUGGCGGCUCCUUUCCUGGCAGGGCAGUUAGCCAGGGGCGGCAGUGCAGGCAUACUGACCUCUAACGCUCCAGUGCAGCUGGUGACAAAUAUGCCGUUUAAUGCACAAACACAGGCCACAGUUCCUAUUCAGCCCACUUUAGCACAUUCUGUCUCGGCAAACACAGCCACAUACACACAGUCUGCCCCUCACACUGCCUCUGUACCCACACCUACAGCUGCACACAUGCCUUCUGCAGCUUCUUUGCUAUCUUCCUCACCUCCAAAGCAGACCCCGCUCUCCUCUGCCGCUCCUUCACCUGCACCCACCCCCUUGUCUCCAACACCUAUACUCUCCCAGACACCUCGUCCUAAACUAAUCCCAAUGACCCCCUCUCGCUCCUCCUCUCCUCCUCCCUGCUCCACCCCUCCUUCAGCAGGAACUCACCACCUCUCAUCAACUCCUCGUCCCAAACCGAUCCCUACACCCUCUCCCCGCUCUUCUUCUCCCUCUCCCUCCUCCACACCACCUCCAUCUUCUGUUUCUACCCCUGUUCCACUACCUCAAACUUACGGGCCCAAGUCAUCUCUUACCUCCUCUUCUCCCCCUUCCUCCUUGUUCACUUCUUCCCCACCACAUCCCCAGAGUCCUCGAGCCAAGGCAUCCAACACACCUCCUUCUGCUUCUCCGUUGUCUGGCUCCAGUCCUGCCCCAACCCCAAUCCCUUCUCCGAUACCGACUCCCACUCAGACUACCCGCAGCCGCACUUCUACCCCCUCCCAAACUCCCACACAAACCGUCACACCUGUUACUCCUACCCAGACCCUUACCUCUACACCUUCCCCCUCUCCCAUCCCUAUCACAUCUGUCCCCUCCCUAACUAAAUCCCAGAGUCCAACACCUUGUCUCCAGCCUUCUGUCUCCAGCUCAGCCAGAGGCCCCACUUUGAGCCAGAUCCAAAAACAGGCCUCGCCUCUAACCCCAACUCAAACUGCAUCUCCUUCCCCAACACCAGCUAGCACUAGCUCUCUAACUAAAGUAACUUUCUCAGUUCAUCCUGUAAAGCAAACCCCUCCUGUCCUUACUCAAAGCCCCACUUCGGGCUCCAGUCAUUCCACCAAACCAACCCCAGCAACAGCGACCCCAUCCUCAACAACUUUAUGCUCCACUAACCCCUCCUCUCUAACUACCACCCCUUCCUCCACCAGCACCUCUCCUAGUAUCCAAUCGGCCUCUGCUCACCCUACCACAGCUGCCCCUACCCACUCCUUAAAACUCAAUACACCCUCUACCCCUGCCCAGACCUCUCAGGCAUCCACCACAACACCAACCCAGUCAGCACAUGCAGCCGCCCCUGCCAACACCAUCUCUCCUAAAGGUGGGACAAAGGACCCUCAGCUGCCACUCGCCAGAAAAGACUCAGAGGGACUAAGACACAAACUGCCCGCCAACAUGUAAGAAAGUAGAGGAAGAAAAUCUGAUAGGAUGUUGGACUUGUGUUGUGGAUGGUGCUCAUUACCAGAGCCAUGGAUAUACAGAGAUGUGUCAGAGUUGGCACCCGACAUCCAAUGAUCUCAUGAGGACAUGUACAUCUAGUUUGCAUUCACUCUAGGAUGUGAUUGUCUUAGAACAUCAGGUGUUCAUGUGACUCUCAACCAAGCCAUUGAUCGAAGAGAAAGACUUUAUGGGUCUGUGCAGUUGGUGCAGGCAAGGGUAGAGUCUAAAAAACAUCCAAAUGUAUUCAUACAUAUCUGUGUUAGUGAUUGUUGGAGCAAGCAGGGGAGCUGAAAUGGAAACAGUAUACACAGUAAAAUGAGAUGGACGCAAUAGUUGAGAGUCAUAAAAAAAGUAGUAUAUGUGAAACGUCUCCAUUUUCUUGACAAUGGAAAAAGCAAUACAUGUGAUACCUUUGAGACUCUCAUAAUGUGACAGGAAAUGACCUUGACAAUAAUAAUAAAUGUGAGAAAACAAUAAUCUUGCUGCUGUUGGGAAGAAAGUCUAUUGUGAUGUCAAUUUCAAAUCAGGCAAUAGAGCAGACACUUCCUGGUUUCCAGCUCCAACUCCCUCUUGCCUCCCAUUAUGCACCAAAGUGUAAUAUUUUCUCAUCAGAAUAUAAAUAAUUAUUAUAAGGAUAUAGAGUUUAAAAAUCACUGUAAAGUCGAUACUCACAUGAAUUUGAAUAAUUAGCAGCAGUCCAAUGGUAGUUUUGUUGUCCCAGGUGUGUGGUGUUUAGUUUUUGAACAAAGACAAAACUUUUAAACCUACAUGUUCACUCUGACAAUUUCUGUAAAUUGUGUUUUUUGUGUGACACACAAUACUGCUCUGCUGUGCACUGUGGCUCACUUGAUUUUGUUGCACCCGGCUCCCUGUACUGUAAAUACGUGCCUCUCUAUGGGUCUGUUGUUUGCUUCCUCACUCCUCAGCCUCUUAGUCUUUCAUCUCUUGUCUGUUUCGCCGCCUUUCAUCUGAUUUCACAACUCUGGUUGCUGUUUCUUUGACGGUCGCUCACAGACUCUCUCCCUUUCUCUCAGUUUGCUCGACACUUUGCUCUCUGCUGCCAUCAGCCUCAUGUUCAGUUUGCUUCUCCUUCUGUCGCCAGACGACACUGUUUCAGCACCAUUUCCAGUGAUGUUUGAUGUUUUGUGUGGGUAGCAACAAGGCAUUUCUGUCUUAACCCCUGAUACCAUGUUGCCUAGACUAUAUAUUAAAGGACCAAAUGUUUUAUUUUUUAUUUAUCACAGCUUUAGCUUUUGAAGAGAAAAAAAUAGCUAAUAAUGCUGUCACAAUGAUGAUCUUGAGUGUGGUGUUGAAAGUGAUGAUUUCGAUUAUGAUGAUGAUGAUGAUGAUGAUGAUAUUCUUGACAGCCAUGGUGGUGAUGACGACGAUGGUGUAUAUCUGGAUGUAAGAAUAAAGCAGAUUUAGAUAUCA